Colletotrichum spaethianum is the source of this 732-nucleotide messenger RNA. RefSeq names its product glyceraldehyde 3-phosphate phosphatase. The record is from RefSeq and is a predicted model, not a curated record. Bases 1 to 732 code for a protein of 243 amino acids. The transcript has a single exon. Lineage: Eukaryota; Fungi; Ascomycota; Sordariomycetes; Glomerellales; Glomerellaceae.
AUGAGCGAAUCUAAAGAUGAUAGCUUGAAAGCUAUAUUAGCUGAGAAAUCUUGGUUCGGCUUCGACCUCGACGAUACCUUACACGAGUUCCGCCGUGCCUCCACCGCCGCAACCAGCAAGACCCUAGAGGUGGUCUCCCAGCGGCACCAGACCCCUUGGGUAUCUCUGAAGGAGGAAUACACCAAGAUCCUCCAUGAAAAGACCGCCGGCGCCUUUUCUGAAGGGAAGACCUCGUUCGAGUACCGGAGGGAGAGAUUCGCAUCAUUGUUGGAGCGAUUCUCCUUGCCGCAGGAUGAUGCCUUCUUGGACGAGCUUCUGGAGGUGUACGAAACCACCUUGAACCAGUCACUGCAACUCAAAGAAGGGGCGGCGAUCACGUUGGAGACUUUGAAAGGGAUGGGGAAGAAGAUUGCAGUCAUCACAGAAGGACCGCAGGAUGCGCAGGAACGGACGGUGCGGAACUUGGGUGUUGCCGACCAUAUCGAUUUCCUUGCCACGACGAACUACUUUGGAUUACCAAAAACUGAAGGGCUGUUCCCGAAAGUUUUGAGUCACCUCGGGAUCACUGCUGCGGACAUGGUUUAUGUGGGGGAUAGUGAGUUGCGGGAUAUGGAGCCAGCGAUGGCUGGAGGUAUUUUCUGCAUCCAUCUCAACGAGGCGGCCCAGGCAUCUUGGGCAAGCCACCCUCCGAGGAUCAAGAGUCUGAGGAAUCUUGAGCAGGUUCUUGCUUAG